Molecule: messenger RNA, 2371 nt
Organism: Alosa alosa (allis shad)
Lineage: Eukaryota; Metazoa; Chordata; Actinopteri; Clupeiformes; Clupeidae
Product: neuronal acetylcholine receptor subunit beta-2-like
Exons: 6
Coding region: 760-2289 (509 amino acids)
Biological process (GO): nervous system process; monoatomic ion transmembrane transport; signal transduction
Cellular component (GO): neuron projection; postsynaptic membrane; synapse
Molecular function (GO): transmembrane signaling receptor activity; acetylcholine-gated monoatomic cation-selective channel activity
Source: RefSeq, a predicted model, not a curated record
AUUCAUCUGAUAAAAAUGGCGACCAUUUGUACCAUGGGGGAAGAUUUUACAUUUAAAGACAUUUUUAGCAAGGGAACAUGAAAGUAAGCUUCAGUUACUUAAGUUAACAAGAAGUGAUUUCGUGAUUGUUAUCGGUCAUGUUCACUGGAGUGGCUAGUAAGAUGCUUUUAGUUGUCUUUGAUCUGGCCGUGUGAGAUUGCGUUCUCACCGUGCCCUAAUUCCUUCGUUUGCAUGCUUGUGAAAACUGAUUCUUGUUCCGCACAGAUGUCAACGCAGUUUACUCCAUACGCUUGCUAGAGUCCUGGACCGAAUGUGCGUGCGCGGAAAGACAGAAUGACAAAUUGAAGGGAUUGCAGGCAUUUACUUUGCCCCUGUCUGUCUUCUUUGAAUGAGCGGAAUGAAUCGAAUAUAUAUUUUGCGUAUUUUGGUGUCAAUAGUACACCUGCCAACGCAAGACACGGUGAAUUUAUCGGGGACAGUCUAACUUCCGAAGAGGUAGACAUCUCCCCGUCAACCGGGACGUUAGCCUUACUGACGCACAGGGCAGCAGCCCACAGAAGUGAGCCCACGCGCCUGGAUUCCUCUUUGCCUCGUGCUGUGCACCUACACAGCGGAGAUGUUCCCUUCCACAUCCCCUUAACGGGACAUUCAUGUGUUCGUUUGUUUUGUUUAUUUUUUCUUUGGAUUGAAGGAAGGCGAGGGGCAAGCCAAACGGUCCAUUUCCAAGUUUGGUGAGCGGGCGACCGGUGUUACAAGGCAAUGGCAGUCCCAGUGACUUCAGUAUCGUUACUCGCUCUCCUUGCACUCGUUUCAAUGGUGCUGAGUGCCGAGAUCGAGGAGAGGCUGGUGGGUCAGCUGCUGUCACCUGAGAGGUACAACAAGCUGAUCAGGCCAGCCGUCAACACAAGCCAGGUCGUCACCAUCAGCAUACAGGUGUCCCUGGCCCAGCUCAUCAGUGUGAAUGAGAGAGAGCAGAUAAUGACCACCAACUGCUGGCUCACACAGAUCUGGAAUGAUUACAGGUUAAUAUGGGAUCCUGAUGAGUAUGAGGGCAUCAGAAAAGUUCGCCUUCCGUCUCAACACAUCUGGUUACCGGAUAUCGUCCUGUACAACAAUGCUGAUGGGACAUACGAGGUGUCCUUCUACUCUAAUGCGGUGGUGACUUACAAUGGUGAGGUGGCCUGGCUACCUCCAGCCAUCUACAAAAGCGCCUGCAAGAUCGAGGUGCGCGACUUCCCCUUCGACCAGCAGAACUGCACGCUCAAGUUCCGCUCCUGGACCUACGACCACACAGAGAUCGACCUGGUGCUCAUGUCCGACUUUGCCAGCCGCGACGACUUCAAGCCGAGUGGCGAAUGGGACAUCGUCUCACUGCCCGGCCGCAAGAAUGAGGACCCGAAUGACGACACCUACCUGGACAUCACCUACGACUUCAUCAUCAAGCGCAAGCCGCUCUUCUACACCAUCAACCUCAUCAUCCCCUGCGUCCUCAUCACCUCCCUGGCCAUCCUGGUGUUCUACCUGCCGUCCGACUGCGGUGAGAAGAUCACCCUGUGCAUCUCCGUGCUGCUGGCCCUCACCGUGUUCCUCCUGCUGAUCUCCAAGAUCGUGCCGCCCACUUCGCUGGCCGUGCCGCUCAUCGGCAAGUACCUGAUGUUCACCAUGGUGCUGGUGACCUUCUCCAUCGUGACCAGCGUGUGCGUGCUCAACGUGCACCACCGCUCGCCCAGCACGCACACCAUGCCGCCAUGGGUCAAGCGCCUCUUCCUCGUGCGCCUGCCGGCCUUCCUCUUCAUGCGGCGGCCCGGCGGCAGCUCCAACGUGCGCGAGCGCUUCCGCCACAGGCACCGCAAGUGCUCCUUUUCCGACCCCAAAACGGGAGAGGCCGCCGGUCAGGGAGGCUCCGCCGGAGGAGGAGGAGGAGGAGGAGGGUCCGGCGACUCGCCCUCCACGUUCUUCGUGAACGAGGACUCGGCGAAGCGCUACGGCUGGCACUCGGGCGACCUGCCGGAGAGUGGCGCCAGCGGGACGGAGUUCCGCCGCCGCAUGACCCUCCGCUGCAACGUGGACGUGCAGGAGGCCGUGGACGGCGUGCGCUACAUCGCCGAGAAGAUGAAGACGGAGGAUGACGACGAAGGGAUCAUCGAGGACUGGAAGUAUGUGGCCAUGGUGAUCGACAGGCUGUUCCUGUGGGUGUUCGUGUUGGUCUGUGUGACCGGCACGAUAGGACUGUUCAUGCAGCCGCUGUUUCAGAGCCUGAACACGCCCACGGUGGACGACGGCGAGUGAGCGGGGACAAAAUAGCCCUCUCUUCACGACCCCCUCAUAAUGGACAAGGAGCUGAAGAGCUCUCAGACCUCCUGAUCACGCC